AUGACCCAGCAUGCUAAAAAAAGGAAGAAGAAGUCUUACACCACUCCCAGGAAGAAUAAGCAUAAGAGAAAGAAGGUUAAACUGGCAGUUCUGAAAUACUAUAAGGUGAAUGAGAAUGGCAAAAUCAGUCGCCUUCAUCGGGAGUGCCCUUCGGAUGAAUGUGGUGCUGGAGUUUUUAUGGCUAGCCACUUUGACAGACAUUAUUGUGGCAAAUGUUGUCUGACCUACUGCUUUAACAAACCCGAAGACAAGUAAUUAUAUAUGGGUCAAUAAAAGACAUGAACUAAAAA
Hyaena hyaena (striped hyena) is the source of this 290-nucleotide messenger RNA. Its product is annotated as ubiquitin-40S ribosomal protein S27a-like. Lineage: Eukaryota; Metazoa; Chordata; Mammalia; Carnivora; Hyaenidae. The coding region runs from base 1 to 255 and encodes 84 amino acids. Gene Ontology annotation, cellular component: ribosome. Gene Ontology annotation, molecular function: structural constituent of ribosome. The record is from RefSeq and is a predicted model, not a curated record. The transcript has a single exon. Gene Ontology annotation, biological process: translation.